GGUCUUCUUUCUCACAUGACAAAACUAUCCAUAACGCUCGUGACUAUAUAUAGAGAGAGAAAGUAGAGAGAAGAGGCAUAGAGCUCAAGAGCUAUGGCGUUCUCUAGGGUUUAUACUGCACUUUUCUUCUGUGUUUUUGCAAUCAUAUCAUCAUGUGUCUCGAUCUCUUCUGCUACCGAGGCGGAGAAAGAAUAUGUUUUGACUUUGGAUCACUCAAAUUUCACAGAAGUCGUGUCUAAACACAAAUUCAUCGUCGUUGAGUUCUACGCUCCUUGGUGUGGUCACUGUAAGAGUCUAGCUCCAGAGUAUGAAAAGGCAGCAUCUGUGUUGUCAAGCAACGAUCCUCCAGUUUAUUUGGCAAAGGUUGAUGCCAAUGCUGAAGAAAACAAACCACUUGCACAACAAUAUGAGAUUCAAGGUUUCCCUACAAUCAAGAUCUUGAAAAGUGGAGGAGAAGUUGUUCAAGACUACAAAGGCCCUCGUGAGGCUGAUGGUAUAGUGGAAUACUUAAAGAAACAAGUUGGUCCUGCAUCAUUUGAAAUCAAAACUCCAGAAGAUGCAGCCACCCUUAUAGAUGAAAAGAAGGUCUUUGUGGUAGGAAUUUUCCCAACAUUCUCUGGUGAAGAAUAUGAGAAUUUCACAAUCUUAGCUGACAAGCUGAGAUCAGAUUAUGAUUUUGGGCAUACUACCAAUGCUGAACUCCUUCCACGUGGGGAAUCACCAGCCUCCACCCCAACAAUUAGGUUACUGAAGCCCUUUGAUGAACUAUUUGUUGAUUUCAAGACAUUUGAAGUUGAUGCCUUGGAGAAGUUUAUUGAAGACUCCAGCAUUCCUCUUGUGACACUCUUUGACCAAAGUCCAUCCAACCAACCAUUUCUAAUCAAAUACUUUGAAAGUUCCAAUGCAAAGGCUAUGUUGUUUCUUGAUUUCAGUCAUGAGCAAAUUGAAAGUUUCAAGUCAAAAUACAAUGAUGUUGCUGGUGUAUACAAAGGAAAGGGAUUAAAUUUCCUCAUUGGUGAUGUUAAGGCUAGUCAAGCUGCUUUGCAGUAUUUUGGGCUUAAAGAAGACCAAUCACCUGUCCUCAUUGUACAAAACAGUAAUGGUCUCAAGUUUAUUAACUCAAAUGUUGAAUCUGAUCAAAUGGCUCCUUGGUUGAAGGACUAUGUGGAUGGAAAAGUGAAGCCCUUUAUAAAGUCGGAGCCUAUUCCAGAAACCAAUGACGAGCCUGUGAAAGUGGUGGUUGCUAAUAGCCUUAAAGACAUGGUUUUGGAGUCCACAAAGAACAUUCUACUAGAGAUCUAUGCACCAUGGUGUGGCCAUUGCAAGAAACUUGCUCCAAUUUUGGACGAAGUUGCUGUCUCCUUUGAAAACGACGCUGGUGUCAUGAUUGCCAAAUUCGAUGGAUCAAACAACGACAUUCCAAGUGAUACGUUUGAAGUUCAAGGUUACCCGACGUUGUAUUUCAGAACCUCAAGUGGAAAAGUGUUGCCAUAUGAUGGGAACAGAACAAAAGAAGAUAUUAUCGAGUUCAUUCAAAAGAACCGUGAAGGCGAGAUUUCUCAACCAACCACAACAACCGAACCAGCAAAAGAUGAGCUAUGAAGAGUUUUCUUUUCCCAUCCGUAGUUCAGUUUCAUGUACUCUUUUAAGUUUUGAGACUUUUUAAGUUAAAAUUGCGGAUAUUAUCCUUAAAUUAGUUGUGUACCAAACCGCCACCUCCACCACCACCACCGUUGCCACCAUGGCCACCACCGGGUACUUUUGUAAUGCAUGGUAUGAAUAAAUGUUUGGCUAGAAUGAAUAUAAAUAAAAUGAAAACGAAACUACUUUUUCAAAA
Messenger RNA from Lactuca sativa (garden lettuce), 1837 nucleotides. RefSeq names its product protein disulfide-isomerase. Gene Ontology annotation, cellular component: endoplasmic reticulum. Gene Ontology annotation, biological process: protein folding; response to endoplasmic reticulum stress. Gene Ontology annotation, molecular function: protein disulfide isomerase activity. NCBI's taxonomy places the organism in Eukaryota, Viridiplantae, Streptophyta, Magnoliopsida, Asterales, Asteraceae. The record is from RefSeq and is a predicted model, not a curated record.